Messenger RNA from Drosophila rhopaloa, 2031 nucleotides. RefSeq lists its product as uncharacterized. Lineage: Eukaryota; Metazoa; Arthropoda; Insecta; Diptera; Drosophilidae. Bases 1 to 2031 code for a protein of 676 amino acids. The transcript has a single exon. The record is from RefSeq and is a predicted model, not a curated record.
AUGCCAUCUAACAUACAGUUGGCUGACCCUGCAUUCAACUGUCCCCAGCGCGUUGACCUGCUUCUUGGUGCCGGCCUAUUUUAUGACCUGUUAUGCGUGGGCCAAAUUAAGCUGGUUCAUGGAUUGCCUCUACUGCAGAAGACUCGCCUUGGCUGGAUCGUGACUGGUGGUGGAGAUAGACUUCGCGGCAAUACAUCUCUUUUAGCAUCUCAAGGCUUGGAAAAUGGAGCUACACUACAUAAUGUCCGCUUGGAGGAUCUGGUUAGGCGAUUUUGGGAAGUCGAAAAUUUGGACAGUGGAGUCAUAAUGGCCAGCAAGGAAGAGCUGGAGUGUGAGGAUCAUUUUAUCAAAAACUUCCAUCGUCUUCCCUCUGGCGCUUACUCUGUUCGCCUGCCGUUGAAGCACCAUGCUAAAGCCCUUGGCGAUUCCUACACACAGGCACACCGAAGAUUUCUUAAUCUUGAACGCAAACUGCAAAGGAAUCCCCAUUUAAAGCGUCAAUAUGUGGCCUUUAUUAAGGAAUACUUGGAGCUAAACCACAUGUCCAGAGUCAGCCCCGAGGCUGUGGGUCUUUGCAAGUAUUUCCUGCCGCACCAUUGUGUUCUAAAGGAGGAUAGCACAACAACCAAGCUUCGCGUUGUCUUCGAUGGAUCGGCGUUAGCCUCAUCCGGGUCGUCUCUUAAUGAUGUCCUUAUGGCUGGGCCCGUUAUACAGCCAAGGCUGUUUAACAUUUUGAUAAAAUUUCGUACUUAUCAGGUGGCCCUGACUGGAGACAUUUGCAAGAUGUAUCGGUGCGUAAGGGUGAGUGAACCCGAUAACUACUUGCAAUGCAUUUUAUGGCGAGACGAACCGGACAAAGAGCUCGAAGUUUACAAACUGGAUACAGUGACCUACGGAACCAAGCCUGCCUCAUUCCUUUCUGUUCGUGCAAUGCACCAGCUGGCCAUUGAUGAGAGGGAUUCCUUCCCUGCUGGCUCAGUUGCUCUGCAACAAGAUUUCUAUGUCGAUGAUUUCAUCUCCGGUGGAAGCUCUGUUGCUGAGGCUAUUGAGAAAAUGCGACAGACCACUGAGAUACUUGCUCGAGGUGACUUCAAGUUACGAAAGUGGUGCACCAGCCACCACGAGGUCUUAAAGGAUGUGUCAGAUGAUGACAAGGAGAAGUAUUUGAAGUUCGACGAUGGCAGCGAUAUAACCAAAACUCUUGGUCUUGCAUGGGAUCCGGCAACAGACGAGCUGCUGUUCUCUUUAUCGUCUCUAGAUCCCGGCUCCAAGGCCUGCCGACGAUCUGUUCUGGCCACCGUUGCUCGUUUCUAUGACCCGCUAGGCCUUCUUGGUCCAGUAAUCACAAAGGCCAAGGUGUUUCUUCAACAACUCUGCAAGGACAAAUUGGAUUGGGAUGAAAGUUUGCCCUUAGAUCGUAACACCUGCUGGAUUGAAAUGUGCAUCAGUUUUCAGAGCGUUCAACGCAUAUCAUUUCCAAGAUUUUUGCUUCUUUCAGAAACUGAUGUUGAAAUUCAUGGUUUCUGCGAUGCCAGCGAGGAAGCUUACGGAGCUUGCAUAUAUGUGCUGUCUAGGGGCACUUCUCCAGCCAGCAGCCAUCUCUUAUGUUCCAAAUCCCGAGUAGCGCCUCUCAAAACGAUAUCUGUACCUAAGCUGGAGUUAUGUGGCGCCCUGCUACUAGCCAAGCUGAUGAAUGAAGUUAUGAAAAUGGAUAUGUUCAAUGGUCCUUUUCACUGCUGGUGUGAUUCCUCUGUGGCGCUAUCCUGGAUCGGUAAUGAGCCUUUCAAAUUCAACGUCUUCGUGGCAAACCGAGUGGCUUCUAUACAGGAAUUGACUACUAAUAUGGAAUGGCAUCAUAUUCCGACUACACUGAAUCCUGCCGACAUUUUGUCCAGGGGUCUACUCCGGAUUUACUGGCGCUUUCUGAGAUCUGGUUUCAUGGCCCACCAUUUUUACUUGGUGGUCGCAAGGAUUGGCCUACGCGUCUGCAUUAUGGCGAUCCGAGCCUUGAGUUACGUAAACAGGUGCUGA